AAGUGUGAUUAUGUCCGCAAAGUGACCCUGACUUGUCAAAUGAUCCGGCAUGUGUGCCUGCUAUUGUAUUGAACUGUCGAUUGUUUACCUUUCUACAAGCAGAACAACAAAACGAAACAAUGUUGAUGAUUACACAUUUCACGAGAGGCCUGGAGAAGUGGCUGCAGUUGACAACGAUUCAGCAUCGGUGUUUUGCCGCUGCCGGGAGACGGUGUUGGAAAUGCAGUAGCUUAGAAGUUAAGAACACUUUUUUCUGUGCAUCUUGUGGCACAAUACGCGAAACAUCGAAGGACGAAGAUUUCUUCGAGCUGUUGAAGGUCAAGCAAGAGUUCAAGAUAGAUUCCUCGACGUUAGUGCAAAAUUAUCGUCACAUUCAGAGUAUGAUACACCCGGACAAGUUUGCACAAAAAUCCGAACAAGAAAAGACACUCGCAUUGGAAUGGAGCUCGUUAAUUAACAAAGCUUACAGGACACUUUCAAAAUCAAUUGACCGAGGCAAGUACAUGCUUGCGUUGAAAGGAGUUUCCAUUUCGGAAGAAAAUACGUCCGUCGAUAAAGAAUUUCUGCUUGACAUGAUGGACGUCAACGAAUCGGUGGAAGAUGCUCAUAGCGCAGAUGAACUACAGCAACUAGGAUCACAAUUGUCGGUAGACAUCGAAGCGCUCAACUCAAAGCUUAUCCAUCUUUUUGAGACGGAUGAUGUGGAAGGUGCCAAAGAGACGAUCAUUCGUCUAAAGUAUAUGCUAAACGUGGAGAACACCAUAAAAGAAAAGCUACUGCAGCUGAAUCUAAAAUCAUGAAAUCAUUAAAAUUGUGAAUUUCAUAGAAAUUGAUCGCAGCAAGCAUUAGCACGCGCAGGAAGGAUUUUGUGUGGAAAUCAGCGAUUUGGUGAUAUAUUCUGACCCCUGUGCGAAGCGAGCAA
This is a messenger RNA of Anopheles stephensi (Asian malaria mosquito), 922 nucleotides long. RefSeq names its product iron-sulfur cluster co-chaperone protein HscB (gene Hsc20). The record is from RefSeq and is a predicted model, not a curated record. NCBI's taxonomy places the organism in Eukaryota, Metazoa, Arthropoda, Insecta, Diptera, Culicidae. Gene Ontology annotation, molecular function: ATPase activator activity; protein-folding chaperone binding. Bases 120 to 800 code for a protein of 226 amino acids. The transcript has 4 exons. Gene Ontology annotation, biological process: protein complex oligomerization; [2Fe-2S] cluster assembly. Gene Ontology annotation, cellular component: mitochondrion.